AUGGUCAACACCCGCGGUCAGCCUUUGCAAGUUCUUGGUUCCAAAGAAUUGAACUCAAGAACCAAUCUUCAAGCCAGAAAUCAAUAUGAUCAACACAGAAUUGAGAAACCAAAGAAGAAGAAAGAAAAGUUAUCCUCAUUGUGUAAAACUCCGCCAUCAACUAUCAAAACGAGAAGUGGAAGAGAGUACAAUAGAGGAUCGUGUCUAGGUGAAGGUGGUUUUGCCCGUUGUUUUCAAAUUAAGGACGAUACUGGUAGAGUCUUUGCUGCUAAAACCAUUGCUAAGGCAUCGAUCAAGAACGAAAAAACAAAAACUAAACUUUUGUCAGAAAUCAAGAUCCAUAAAUCAAUGUCUCAUCCUAAUAUUGUCCAAUUCGUUGAUUGUUUCGAAGACGAUGUCAAUGUUUACAUUUUGUUGGAAAUUUGUCCAAACCAGUCACUCAUGGAUUUAUUGAAGAGAAGAAAGCUUUUAACUGAGCCAGAAGUUAGACAUUUUAUGAUCCAAAUCAUUGGUGCUAUCAAAUAUAUGCACAGUAGAAGAGUUAUUCACAGAGAUUUGAAAUUAGGGAAUAUCUUCUUCGACCCAGAAAUGAAUUUGAAGGUCGGUGAUUUUGGUUUGGCUGCUGUUUUACCUCAAGGCAAAAGCAAGAAAUACACAAUCUGCGGUACACCGAACUAUAUUGCCCCAGAAGUUUUGGCAGGAAAGUCUGUUGGCCAUUCCUUUGAAGUUGAUACAUGGUCAAUUGGUGUUAUGAUGUAUGCCUUACUUUUUGGUAAGCCACCGUUCCAAUCUAAGGAAGUCAAGGAAAUUUAUGAAAGAAUUAAAGAAAAUGAUUACCACUUCCCAAUUGACAAAGACGUCUCUGAUGAAGCUAAAGAAUUGAUCACGGACAUUCUUUCAACAAAUCCUUUAAGAAGACCAACCAUGGAUGAAAUUCUUCAAUAUCCUUGGUUCAAAGGCCCAUUUCCACUGUCUUUGCCAAAAGAUAUUUUGGUUAGUGAACCUGAUUUCAGUUACCUCACUCCUCAAGAAUCAUUACAAAACUUCUAUAACGUUCAGAAAGCCGCUGGUUUGGUUAAUACUGUUUCUAAGAACCCAAUUGAAAUCUUGAAAUCUGACUUGGAGUCCGAGAAGCCGAAGAAGAUCUUACCUCACUCGUUAUCACCUGGUAAUGCUAAGAGUAAAUACAGAGAAAUGAUGGUCACUGACCCAAAGAUGAUCAGAAGAAUUUCUGCUGAAAUAAACACUACCCCUCCAAUGCUUCUGAAGUCUGAUGAAAUCCUCGCCAAAGAGUGUUUAGAAACCCUCAAUGGUAUUAAUAUUUGCCAGAGACAAGCUAGAAUGAGAUCAACCACCUCAUCGGUUCAAAUCACUUCUAAACCAGUCUUAGUUAGUAAAUGGGUUGACUAUUCCAAUAAGCAUGGUUUCUCAUAUCAACUAUCAACUAAUGACAUUGGUGUUCUUUUCAACAAUGGGCACACAAUGCUUAAGUUGGCUAAUGGCAAAGAUGUUUGGUACAUUAUUAAUGAUUCCAAUGAAGGUUGGAUUGCUGACAGUUAUGUCAUUGAUAACUUGCCAAGUGGUUUGAAGAGAGAAGGUGAAAUUGUUAACUUUUUUGACAAGUAUAUGAAGACCAACUUGUGCAAAGUUUCCAACGAAGAUUCCGAUAGAGGAGAUGAUGUUUGGUUAAGAAGAUACAAUCGCUGUGACCCAUAUGUUAUGUUUGAAUUAAGUGAUGGUUCAUUCCAGUUCAAUUUCAGAGACCACCAUAAACUAUGUAUUAGUAGUAAAGGUACUAUUGUUACUUAUAUUUCUCCAAGUCGUUCUGCUCAUUCUUUCCCAUUAGUUGAUAUUCUUAGAUAUGGUGGUAUCCCAGGCCACCAGGAGAUCGAAUUUGACAAGAAAUUCUCUAUGAUGAAGGACGCAUUGAGGGAAAAGGCAGUUGUUUAG
Saccharomycopsis crataegensis is the source of this 1950-nucleotide messenger RNA. RefSeq names its product polo kinase CDC5 (gene CDC5). Lineage: Eukaryota; Fungi; Ascomycota; Saccharomycetes; Ascoideales; Saccharomycopsidaceae. The transcript has a single exon. Gene Ontology annotation, molecular function: protein binding; protein serine/threonine kinase activity; ATP binding. Bases 1 to 1950 code for a protein of 649 amino acids. Gene Ontology annotation, biological process: protein phosphorylation; mitotic spindle organization. The record is from RefSeq and is a predicted model, not a curated record. Gene Ontology annotation, cellular component: cytoplasm; spindle pole body; kinetochore.